Molecule: messenger RNA, 1479 nt
Organism: Cydia pomonella (codling moth)
Lineage: Eukaryota; Metazoa; Arthropoda; Insecta; Lepidoptera; Tortricidae
Product: NKAP family protein CG6066
Exons: 5
Coding region: 276-1451 (391 amino acids)
Biological process (GO): regulation of gene expression
Cellular component (GO): nucleus
Molecular function (GO): chromatin binding
Source: RefSeq, a predicted model, not a curated record
GUCAUCUUCAAAUCAUCAUCAAUUCAUUCAUUGAAUCAUUGAAAUCAUUGAAUUCAUUUACAACUUGGCGUAAUAUUUUGUGGUUAGAAAUUAGUAAUAUCGCCAAAAUCGCCUGAUGUUUUUUGUAGUAUUCUUUAUCUAAAUAAAUCAUUCUAGCGUCUCAAAUUUCCUAUACCCAAAAAUUUUGACCUACACUGAACGAACAAUUUGUAAAUUUCAAUACAAGCACUUAACUUCAGUUUGUUUAUUUGGGAUUUGCGAAUCAAACAGCACACAUGGGGCGAGAUCGAGAUCGCAGCAGUUCGCGGCACCGCAGCCGCAGCCGCGAGCGCCGCAGAAGCCGCGACAGAGGGCGGGAGCGCAGCAAGGAGCGGCACCGAUCUCGAGAGCGAAGCAAAGAUCGACACAGAGACAAAAGUGUAGACCGGAAAGAUCGCAGCAGAGAGAGACAUAGCAAGGAGCGCCAGAGAGACCGGAAGCCCAGAGAGCAUAGUCACAGCCGAGAGAGGUCUCACAUGUCUCAUAAGGACAGGGACAGUGACCGCCGUGGGGAUGAUCGGGCACGUAGCUCUUACAAAGACUUUGGUGGCGGAGGUGGGCUCGGCUCAGGCGGAGGUUUUGGCUCUGGUGGGGGAUUUGGAGGAGGCCUAGGUAGCAGUGCGACUGGCACUGGCGGCGGUGUAGGUGGCCGAGGACGCUACAAGCCACAGGAGGAUGACUUUUUGGAUGCACGUCGUGAGCAACGAGAGCGCAUUGGCGAGCUUGGAGUACCUGCUGUUUGGGGCAAGUCACCACAGAGGCCAGACUCUGAUGAAGAGUCCGAACCAGAGAACAACAAAAAAAGCAAAGAUAAGAAAAAGAAAAAGUCCAAAGACAAAGAGGACACCAAGCAGAAGCUGAAGAAGCUAAAGAAAAAACUGAAGAAGGUGAAGAAGGCGCGUAAAAAAGCUAAAAAGAAGUCCAAAAGUUCUUCCAGUGACUCCAGCUCGAGUGAAGAAGAGGUGUGGGUGGAGAAAGGAAAAGAGCACGAAGUCCCCGGCGCCCAGUCGCUGUUGGCGGAGGACUCGGCGGCCCCGGGCCCGGCGCCGGCGGGGGCGGGGGGAACAGGGACAGGCCCGCUGCGCGAGUUCGGGCGCGCGCUGCUGCCGGGCGAGGGCGCCGCCAUGGCCGCCUUCGUGCAGGACGGCAAGCGCAUCCCGCGCCGCGGCGAGAUCGGCCUCACCAGCGACGAGAUCGCCGCCUACGAGAGCGUGGGCUACGUUAUGAGCGGCAGCAGACAUCGUCGCAUGGAAGCCGUCCGCAUCCGCAAAGAGAACCAGAUCUACUCCGCGGACGAGAAGCGCGCGCUGGCCGCCUUCAGCAAGGAGGAGCGCGCCAAGCGGGAGGGCGCCAUCCUCGCGCAGUUCCGGACCGUGCUGCGCGCCAGGACGGCGCGGCGCGACGACGCGUAGCCUGCCGGCGGCGGGCAGGGCGCCUUCC